This is a messenger RNA of Racocetra persica, 345 nucleotides long. The record is from the annotation of a GenBank genome assembly. Lineage: Eukaryota; Fungi; Glomeromycota; Glomeromycetes; Diversisporales; Gigasporaceae.
AUGCAACUUGAUAAACCAUUAACCAAUAACAAUAUGAUGGUAGAUUCUUUGUUGUUUCCAAUUAGUCCAACUUCACCAGAUCAUCUAAUGUUAUCACAACCACUCGUCGCAACUAAUAUUUCCUCUCCGCAAGCCAAUCUUUCACGCAAAAUCCUCGGUGCAGACACUAUUUUGCGCAAGAUUAAAAAGAAAGCAUCAAGCAAACACCUUACAGCCAAAGCAAAGCGACGUCAAAAAAAAGGAUUGAGCAGGGCUUUGAUGAAUAUAGAAAAAGAAGAGGUUAAAAUGGCUAAAAUGACUGAUAGAGUUACUUUGAAAAGAAAGAUCAAAAACAUUUGGGGUUAA